Molecule: messenger RNA, 4363 nt
Organism: Gryllus bimaculatus (two-spotted cricket)
Lineage: Eukaryota; Metazoa; Arthropoda; Insecta; Orthoptera; Gryllidae
Source: the annotation of a GenBank genome assembly
CAAUGCUGCAUGAAGUUACAUUGUUGUUGUUGUUGUUGUUGUUGUUGAUAAAUGAUACUACUGGCGUAAACGAUUCGACUGGAGUAAAUGUGAUUGGUAAAAUUUAAGAUCUUUCAUAUUAAAAGUAAAAAUGAGAAAAUCAGCUUACAAUUCAAGACGAGUUUUGUUUUCUAUAAUAAUCUUAUUUUUAAUUUAGAGUAGUGAAACAGGGUCACCACUAGAGGCUUCCAGUAAUAGACAUUCGGGCGUGACUGGAUCAGUAUAGUUGUAAAUGACUUGUUUCAGGAACCAAAAAGUAAGCGGAUUCUACAUCAGUAUCCCCUGCACCGCAUCAGCUACUGCGCCGACGAUAAGGGGGAAAAGCGCUUCUUCUCGUUCAUUGCCAAAGAGGCGGAGCGGGACGCCCACUCGUGCUUCGUUUUUGUCAGCGAAAAACUGGCAGAGGAGAUAACGUUGACCAUCGGGCAGGCGUUCGAUCUCGCGUACCGCCGCUUCAUGGAGACAUCUGGCCGCGACCUGGAGGCGCAGCGCCGCCUCAUCCUCCUGCAGCAGCGCGCCAUCCGCGCCGAGGCGGAGGCCAGCGCGCUACGGCGCCGCCUGGGAGACGUCGCCAAACUCGCGCCGUCGGCCGAAUUAGACCGAUAUUUGGCUCGUGAAGGUGUGCAGGAUCUACUGACUGUGGACUUGGUUGGUCUUCCUACAUUACCCACGUCUCCGAUAGGUGCUCCUGGAAUUACUUCCAGCAGUUCUGACACCUCUAAUUCUCCCAGCUCCUCAGGCGUGAGUUAUGAUCUACUUGGAACAUCAACUCCUGAUACUUCAGUUAAUAAGUUGGAACUUGCUUCCUUAAAUUUGAGCACCAGCCUCAACACCAGUGGUGGUGGCAGCAGCACUGUCAAUGCUGGCAAUGGUCUGCAGUCUCCUCCACCCCCAGUUCCACCACGGGCUUUCGAGACUCCCAGUUCCUUGACUUCUUCGAUGCGUACUGACCCUCCAACUGUAGGUACUAGGCUGGAAGGGUUACUAUUGGAUGAAUUGGACACUGAUGAUGACUUUGAUCCACGUGCCUUUGAGAGCUCUGUUGGAAAUGGCAAUUCUCCAGUCUCUGUUAUGGAUAGUCAAGAUUUGGAUACAGACACUUGCAACAAAACUGCAGCUCCUAGAUUGGCACCCCCACCAAAAAUGUCGAGAGAUUCACGCCGUGCCCAUCCUGUGAAUGGUACAUAUGCUCCAACGACUACUGACAACCCCUUUAAAGAGGAUUUAUUUGGAUCCACACCAUUUAACCCUUCAGCUGCUCCACAGACCAAUACUGUGCCAAAAAUGAAUUCCCCAGCACAAUCGUCUGCAGUUACUGAUCCAUUUGGCAUGGGAGAUUUCUCUAGUGGGAAGGAAUCUCAAUACCUUGAAAAUGCCAUUGGACUUCUUGACAAACGUAUUUUGGAAAUGAAGGAUGGUUUCAGUAGGGGAUUAUCUUUUGGAAAUGAUGACUUUUCUUUGGAGAGCUUGGAUCCUCUGCGAAAUUGAAAUAUGACGGUUACUAAUUCAUUUUCAAAAUGGUAAAUUUCAAAUAUUAUUUUUAACUAAAUAAAGGAGCAAAAGUUUGAUCAGAAAUAUGAAGUUAAUGCUUCAAUGUAUAUUCUUGAUACCCAAAAUCUGUCAUUGAAGAGUUUUUCUCAAGUGAAGAAAAACUGGCAGCAUAAUGUUUACUAUUGAUAAUGAUUCAUCAGUAAUUUUCAAAACUUUAUAAUUGAUAUUUUUCAUGUAUUGUAAUGAUAAUAUUUUGUUUCAAGUAAUUUUUUUUAAUUGUUAGUGUCAGUAUCUGUAUAAUUGUUAGUGGUGCUGAUUAAUUGGCAUCUGAAUUAAUUUUGUUUCCUGUUGCCUGUCUGUUCCUGUUUAAGGCCAAUACAAAAAAUGUAUAUUCCUCUUAAUAAAUAUUUUUUUCCAAUUUAAAAGAGAGAUUGGAAAUGUGAAUUAUAGUCUGUAAUUUUAUUUGUGUUUUUACUGUAUUUCCUUCUAAUGUAUGUAUUCAUUUGUCAUGUUUCCUGUUCAGAUGUUUCAAUUUCUUUGCCAUAAUGUUAUUGUUUCUUCAACUGCUAACUUCCUCACUAUUGAAAAAUAUUUAAGUAAAAUGGGAAAAAAAUUUAUUGCUAAAGAUCAGCCAAUUAUAUUAAUUGAUAAUUGCGUUUAAUCGAGGGUAUUACGUACCAUUAUGACUUUAUCACUGAUUUUUUUUUAGACAUUUUGAAUUAUUCAUGCUGCCAGGUCUGAAUUAGCUACUGCAAUAUGACAUUUUAAAUUUUUAUGAUGAUCAGUAAUGUAUUGCUCUAAUAGUUAUUUUGAAUGAAAACACUGAAAUUUUUUAUUGCUUUGCAUUACUUUAGGAUAACUUCUAGGGUGCUUCACUUAUAUUUUAGUGUUAUGGAUGUUAUAUUAUUAAUUAAAGGGAGAAAAAAAUCAUUUUAAUGAUCAAUUUAGUGAUUGUCAAGUAAUUAUAUGCCAAUAUUACUCUAUACUACAUUUGUUAUAAUAGCUUGAAAGUUAAUUACAUUUCUCAGCACUUUAGUCUUUGUCUACCAUGUAAUUUGAUAGUACAUAUAUAGUAACAUGGCAUUUCAUUGAUUUAUAAUAUCUGAGAACUUUAUCCAUCUCCCUCGGUUUAUGUUCACCUUCAGGAUGGCAUUACCUUCUGAAUAAUUUUUCAAGUAGAUUUAAUUGCUUUUAAUAUAACAUGAGGAGUAUUUACAUAUCAAUAAUCUAUGUAUGUUUUCUUCUAUUGUUUACUUCCUAGUGUGUUCAUUAAAAUUGCAAGAAUUAUAAUUUACCUAGGUGCUGAAUACUAUUGUUAUGCAAAUGGGACAACAAUUUAUUAGGGAAAGAAUGAGAAUAAAUGUGUACACUAUAAUGUUCUGUCUGUAAUGAAAUAAUUAGUAUUAGGAAAGAUGAUUUAAACUUAAAAUGCUGAAUUCUUGAACAAUAUAAGACGUCAAUUUUUCCAUACAGCUAAAAAAAUCUAUUGUAAUUAACAAAACAGUAUAGCUCAAAUGAAAGUUGCUGAGACCAUGUGUUGUAUUUAUGCUGUUUAAAUCUUAUGGAAAUCAAUUUUUAAUAAAAUGGACAAAAUAGGGUGCUAUUGACUUUGAGUAUCAUUCCAGAGAACAAUGUGAUAAUUUUGUCAGGUGGCAAUGAAUCUGUCUCUGCCUUUCUCUCUCUCUUUUGGAGAAUUGCCUUUCAUGUGCUGUGUCACAAAUACAGAUGUUUCAAAAAAAGUGCGCAAUCGCGGACGUCAAGUAGAGGAGAUCAAGGGAAGUAGGUUUAAUCAAUGAAACAGUGAAGUGCAGAGCACCAACUUCUUAGAUCCAGGGGUUCAUUGACUUCUUCCCUUGACCCCCUCUACUUCUCCUGUGCAUUUGUGCAUUUUUUCCGGAACACACUGUAAAUUAUUGCAUAUUUAGAGCAGUAUAGAUAAUUAUUUAUUAAAUAAUUGAAACAAAGUUUUAAAAUGUUCUGUUUCAGUCUUGGAGUAAUUUAGCUCUAUUGCAUUAAUACUUUUAGAAUUAAGUUUUCUGUGAUACUGCAAGUGUUGUUCAUAUUAGCACAAUUUGCAUAGGAUUCUCACGGUGUCAAUCCAAACAUUAAAUUUCUUGCAGUAUUACCAUUUUAUUAAUUAUUGCGUAUGGAAAGAAUUCCUGACUUCUUCUGAAUUUUCAAUUUGAAAUGAUGAUAAUUAAUGUGUACUAAGGGAGUAAAUGUUUGAAAUACUGGGUCUCAAUUCCUACUUAUCUUAUAUUAAUUAGUUCAGUAAUAAGUACACUAUUGUCAAAUAUUGAUUAUUUUCAUUCAAUACUAAAGCAGCAAAAUAAAGUAAUUAACAAAAAUAUAAAAAAUUAGGCAGAUUAAAAAAUGCCAGAAAUACAAGCUUUUAAUUUCAUCAAAUCAAAUUCUUCGUGGUGUUAUGCCAAUUCAUGUUCAGAAACAUAACAAAAUAAUUUCAAAUGAAUGAAAUGUGUAUUAUUAAAUUACUUUUGUCAAUAUUUAAAGCUUAAAUUAUUCUUUACACUUUUAUGUAGUUGAGUAUGCCUAGAAAUUAAACUCAAGGAAAGUACAGAAAGAUGUCUAACCUUUAAAAAAUAGCAAGCAUCAAGCUCAAGCAUCUUAAUGGGAUGUUGUCCAAUGAAACUACUUUUUUAAACUGUUUUAGAACAUUUAUUGUUUCUUCAUCAGGGUGUAGAUUUUAAGAGUGUUGUUACUACACUGAUUACAUUAUAAUGUUUGUACUAAUAAUGUACUCUUCUGUAUGUAAUUCUCUUCUGUAAUGUAAUAUAAUAAUUGUACUCUUCUACAAAAAAAAAAAAAAUAUAAA